Hermetia illucens (black soldier fly) is the source of this 1168-nucleotide messenger RNA. RefSeq names its product anionic trypsin-2-like. Gene Ontology annotation, biological process: proteolysis. The coding region runs from base 86 to 1108 and encodes 340 amino acids. Lineage: Eukaryota; Metazoa; Arthropoda; Insecta; Diptera; Stratiomyidae. The record is from RefSeq and is a predicted model, not a curated record. Gene Ontology annotation, molecular function: serine-type endopeptidase activity. The transcript is spliced from 6 exons.
UUUAUAAAUCGUUUUUCCUCCAGUUCAAUUUAAGAAGAAAAGACUUACAUAUGAAUGCACGCUUGAAUAUACUUUUGUGAUUUGCAUGACUGACAAUGAUCGACCCGUCAGGGAAACAUUGACACUCGGGCACUCACGACAACCCGCUUCAUUUAUGAAAAUCAUAUCUGAAAAACGGCCCAUCAGGCCAAAGCAAAUGUUGAAAUAUUGCAAGUUAAUAGAGUCUUUACUUAUUUUGGUCAUAGUGUCAGGAUCAUACUUAUCUGAUGUGCAAGUGCCUGUGGGAAAAUAUCCAGGAAUGGUGUAUAUCCAUACAAAUAUAAACAACGAGACGCACAUAUGCGGUGGGUCGCUAAUAAAUUCCGAAUUUGUUCUCACUAUCACAAAAUGCCUGAAGCAAUCAAAAAGGGAGCCUGAAUUUUAUCAAAUAAUUGGUGGCGAUUAUAAUUAUGACAUUAAUUUGAAUGGGAAUAAGACUACUCGUCAGACAGUACAUGCUGCAAAAUUUUUCAUAAACAGGGGUUCGCAAAACUCUCUUGCAUUAAUUCAGCUGGCACGCCCAAUACAGAUCAACGAAUAUUUUCGACCUAUAGAAUUGGUUCAGGCAAAUCCACCUAGUGAUGCAGUUUGCACAGUUGUUGGAUGGAACUUGAAUGCUACUGGGGAGCAGAAAACAGAGCUCCAUUAUUCCACGCAAUUUCUUCUUGUAACUGAUGUUUUUCUGGUGCCAAUGGACAUAUGUGAAAACUCUCAAGGAACCAAAUUGAAUACUGAAAAAUUUAUAUGCGCUGAAAGUUUAGAGGAAAAUCAAGGAAAAGUUCAGGGGGUGGAGGGAGCUCAACUACUUUGUAACGGGAAACUUGCUGGAGUGGUGUUCUGUGGAAUACAAUAUAUGCACAAGGAUCUACCAUGCGCAUAUCUUUCGAUACCAUAUUAUAGUAAUUGGAUUUAUAAAACUGCUGGUAGAGGGGACGAUAUCAAAAUUACGAAAGGCAGUGGCCACAGAUUGCAAAUAAGCAAAAAAUCAAAUGGCCUGACUAAGAAGGACUAUGUCAAUCAUAAGUUUAAUAUUUUAUAUGUCCUUAUUAUUUUUGAAUAUGUUUUGUAAAUAUGGAAAAUAGAUAUUUAAACAGAAAUAAACGCAACGAUUCAGUUGACUAGAAAUUUA